GAAGAGCCUACAAAUCCCAUAGGACAACGCACACACGGCAGAAGGGACUGGGAGGUGGAGCGACGCGUGCGGAAUCCUGGGAGUUGUAGUUAGCUGACGAGCCUUCUGAGCCUUGAAUGGAGCUUUGCGCAGGAGCAGUGAACUGCCCAAGCACUUCUCCAUGGCAGACUCUGAGGACGCGCGGGUUUCUUCGCAGCCACCGCCGCCUCCCUUCUCUCCCUCGUCUUCAGAUGCCUCUUCAGCAUCUUCCCCCGGCGUCCCAGUGAGUUUGGACUGGCCAUUUCCAAGCAGGAAUAGUGGCCGAACGGUGGACCCUCUGGAGGAGGUGGAGCUGCAGAUCGGAGACGCAGCAUUUUCAUUAUCCAAACUUCUUGAAGCCACAUCUGCAGUAUCAGCUCAAGUGGAAGAACUUGCCUUCAAAUGUACAGAAAAUGCACGUUUCCUUAAAACAUGGAGGGACCUCUUAAAAGAAGGCUAUGAUUCUUUGAAGCCUGACAACUGAUUUGACAACUCGUACUUUCUCAUUUAUAUUUGCACAUGUACCAUAUGUAUAGGAAAAUCUCCAGUAGUUCUGUAUAAAAAUUUCAAAUGAAAAAUUUCAAAAUGAAAAUUUUCUUGGUUUUCAUCACUUGUGUGAAAGCAGAAUACUGAUAUUAUUUUUGAUGCUGGCUGAUAUUUGUUUAUCUUAAAUACUUUCUGUCUUCUAAACUUUUAUAGAAUCCUUUAUGAAUGUUAAUUUCAUCAGUAGAUAAUACGAUAGUGUUAUCAGUAGCAAACCCUAUAGACCAUUAUUCUAUUCAAUUUGCAAGAAGAUGCCAAACAUGGCAGAGUUUGAAGUUGAGCUUCAUUUUAUGGACCAAAGAAGGUGACUUUAAGGGUAGCAGUGUUAGAUCCAGGUUCAUUAGGCUAAAUUCCCUAGAACCAAUCAUUGUAUCUUAUUUACUUCCAUAUCCCCAGCACCUAGAACAGUGUCACACCACAAUCACUAAAAGUUUGUUAAAUAAAAGAGUUGACAACAUAAUUAAAAUCUAUUUUUUCUUCCUGUUUUUAACAUGAAGAUAAUUGUUUCUUUAAAAAUAUUUAAAUCAGAACCUCAUUGACCUGAAGGAAAAAAAUUUUUUUUAACGGGGAUUUGAACUUUAACUGAUGACAGCUUUUUAAAAUAUGUGAUAAAUAUUUUUUGUCCUAUGAGGCUUUUUUAAAAAAAGCUUUUACUUUAGAAAAUAAAAGCAUGUCUGGAAAGAAUGCAUAUUUUCCCUAUUUAUUUCUAAGGUUAACUGCUUCUCCAGAUAAUAUUUCUUGCAUUCAAUGUUGUUAUAUCUUUGAUUGUUCCCUUUAAAGUGCUUUAUCACAGUUAUGGCUCUGUACUACUGGGGUUUUAUAAGUAAUCUAAAUUCUAAAUAUAUUUCUAAAGAAAUUAUUUAGUUUUUAAUGUAUCAAAUUUAAAUGCUGUGAUUGUUUUGAUAUUAUGUGACCUUAUUGACUAUGUUCAAUUAUACUUUUCCUAUAUCUUAUGUUGCUUUUUGUGUGUGUGUGUGUUGUGGGAGUAGGCGGGGGUGGUUUAUGUCAUGUGUCAACGAUUAAGCCAACUAAUCUUAUACUAUUUAACUCUGGGCAUUUUUGAUAUGUCAUCUUAAUUCUUUGUAGAUAUGGAGAUGUGUACAGAACUAUAUCUAAAGCUCCACAAUGGAGCUAUGAAAGGGGACAAAUGGAUGGGCAAAGAAUAAUUUUGUUUAGCAUAUUAGGUCAUAGUUCUUGAUUAAAUUUUUAAGUUAAAGAUAAUACAUAUGGUAUGUUCCUGUAAUAAAGAGAUGCAUGUUUUGACAUUAGAAAAAUAUUUUACAUGUAAUUUUUUAAAAGGUACAAUUUUUAAAAUGUACGAAAAUAAACUCGUUGAAAGCAAA
Molecule: messenger RNA, 1904 nt
Organism: Pteropus alecto (black flying fox)
Lineage: Eukaryota; Metazoa; Chordata; Mammalia; Chiroptera; Pteropodidae
Gene: CUNH4orf46
Product: chromosome unknown C4orf46 homolog
Exons: 3
Coding region: 161-502 (113 amino acids)
Source: RefSeq, a predicted model, not a curated record